Mya arenaria is the source of this 4797-nucleotide messenger RNA. RefSeq names its product protein piccolo-like. The coding region runs from base 10 to 3372 and encodes 1120 amino acids. The record is from RefSeq and is a predicted model, not a curated record. NCBI's taxonomy places the organism in Eukaryota, Metazoa, Mollusca, Bivalvia, Myida, Myidae. The transcript has 13 exons.
ACCAAAAACAUGGCGACCAAUUUCCUUUUCGCCGUCAUACACGUCGUAAAAACGGCGUGUGGUCUCCAUAACACUCCAGAACAUCGGGAGUUUAAGCUCAUAACACCCAAUAUGACUUUUGAAGAUGUAGAGAUAAUGUUUUUGUGCGAGCCGGGGUCUAUAUCCGAGAUUGACAUGUCAACAUCCGACAAUGGGCCAUGGACCCGUUUGUAUGAAAAACAGCUGUACGACAUUCCUGUCGUACAGUUCAUCGGGAAAUUCUCCGCCUUUUUGUGCAUCAGAGUAAGGUGUGUGACGAACAACAACAAAACUGGCACUGACACACCACCUGACUGCAGCGACGCUGGUACUAGCAAGACUGGCGACAAAAACGUUUUUGAAAUGCAGGCAGAAAGAACAGCUCCACCUUCACGUCCUAAAAAACAAACUACAAGAAUGGAAGGCGACAAGGGACAAGGGGUCUUCAGGUGCAAGAUGAUGUUUGAUGAUUUAGACACUAGAAGAUCUGACACCAGAGAUGAGCCUGAUUUAAAGGCAAUGGGUGUGGCAACUCUCUCCAUGCCAGAUGCUUCAGUUGUGAAACCGGUUCUAGAUCACACAUCACAACCAGUGGUUGUCGAAGCGGUAGAUUCACACGGAUCAGGGCCAUCAGUGUCCUUGUCGGGUAGAACAGAAAAGAUUAAAGCUGAAAAUGACGGUAAAAAAGAACCACAUCAAACAAAAUGCAAAUGUGUGGCUAAAUUUGAAAAGGAGAUGAUCUGUCAGAACAUGUUUUUAUAUGAAGAAGUUGAAGAACAUGUAAUGAGGACAGAACCAUUUAACAAAAAGUCCAGGGAAGAGGGGGAAGACCCCGCUCAAGUUCAACCCUCUGAAGCCGGUGGAUACACCACUCCAGUUCAACCCUCUGAAGCCGGUGGAUACCCCGCUCAAGUUCAACCCUCUGAAGCCGGUGGAUACCCCGCUCCAGUUCAACCCUCUGAAGCCGGUGGAUACCCCGCUCCAGUUCAACCCUCUGAAGCCGGUGGAUAUCCCACUCAAAAUCAACCCUCUGAAGGUGGUGGAUUCCCCGCACCAGUUCAACCCUCUGAAGCCGGUGGAUACCCCGCUCCAGUUCAACCCUCUGAAGCCGGUGGAUACCCCGCUCCUGUUCAACCCUCUGAAGCCGGUGGAUACCCCGCUCCAGUUCAACCCUCUGAAGCCGAUGGAUACCCUGCUCCAGUUCAACCCUCCGAAGCCGGUGGAUACCCCGCUCAAGUUCAACCGUCUGAAGCCAGUGUAUACCCCGCUCAAGUUCAACCCUCUGAAGCCGGGGGAUACCCUGCUCCAGUUCAACCCUCUGAUGCCGGUGGAUACCCCGCUCAAUUUCAACCCUCUGAAGCCAGUGUAUACCCCGCUCAAGUUCAACCCUCUGAAGCCGGGGGAUACCCCGCUCAAGUCCAACCCUCUGAAGCCGGUGGAUACCCCGCUCAAGUUCAACCCUCUGAAGCUGGUGGAUACCCCGCUCAAGUUCAACCCUCUGAAGCCGGUGGAUAUCCCACUCAAAAUCAACCCUCUGAAGCCGGUGGAUUCCCCGCUCCAGUUCAACCCUCUGAAGCCGGUGGAUACCCCGCUCAAGUUCAACCCUCUAAAGCCGGUGGAUACCCCGCUCAAGUUCAACCCUCUGAAGCCGGUGGAUACCCCGCUCCAGUUCAACCCUCUGAAGCCGAUGGAUACCCUGCUCCAGUUCAACCCUCUGAAGCCGGUGGAUACCCCGCUCAAGUUCAACCGUCUGAAGCCAGUGUAUACCCCGCUCAAGUUCAACCCUCUGAAGCCGGGGGAUACCCUGCUCCAGUUCAACCCUCUGAAGCCGGUGGAUACCCCGCUCAAGUUCAACCCUCUGAAGCCAGUGUAUACCCCGCUCAAGUUCAACCCUCUAAAGCCGGGGGAUACCCCGCUCAAGUCCAACCCUCUGAAGCCGGUGGAUACCCCGCUCAAGUUCAACCCUCUGAAGCUGGUGGAUACCCCGCUCAAGUUCAACUCUCUGAAGCCGGUGGAUACCCCAAUCAAGUUCAACCCUCUGAAGCCGGGGGAUACCCCAAUCAAGUUCAACUCUCUGAAGCCGGUGAAUACCCCGCUCAAGUUCAACCCUCUGAAGCCGGUGGAUACCCCGCUCAAGUCCAACCCUCUGAAGCUGGUGGAUACCCCGCUCAAGUUCAACCCUCUGAAGCCGGUGAAUACCCCGCUCAAGUUCAACUCUCUGAAGCCGAUAAAGACCCCAAUCAAGUUCAACCCUCUGAAGCCGAUGAAGACCCUGCUCUUGUUGGUGGAAAGCCUGAUAGUACAAGUUACUUCAAUAAAGUACUUGUAUUUAUUGGUUUUAUCCUGGUUUGCUUCUUGGCAUAUGUGGCUGCUGUCAAAGGUAGUAACUAUAAUCUGCUGCUGAAAACAUCUGCACCAAGCGAUACGCAACCACUUAUCGAUCACUUCCACAUGGAGAACAUUAUUCGUAAUGGAUGCAGCCGUGAGCACCAAUCAGCCCACAAUUCAUCCAACAAGGAGAAUCCAAGAGCUUCACCACCGAUGCAAAGGAAUGACAAAGGGAAGGAAGGCCAUACACAAGAAAAAAAAGGCCAUGAACUGGAAAAAGAAAAGAAUUGGAGCAUUUUGGGUUGGUUGGUAGGGUUCUUUGUUCUGCUGCCGCUUGGAAGCGUGAUCACUUGCCUCUUCUUUAAGAAAGAUUUCUGCAAUGUACGAAGACGUAUAUUGAAGGACAACCCAAAACCUCAUGCUGGCAAAUCUCAAGAUGAAGAACACGAAUUAAUGGAACGAAAUCCAGGGUCCAAUGAAAGCCCUGGACCAGGACAAGAUAACGGCAUUUUUGGAUGCGUAAAAAAGUUGCUAAAAGCGGUAUACAAGGUGCUAAUAGCGGUAUUCAUGUUGAUAAAUGAGGUAUACAAGGUGCUUAAAGAGAUGAAAUCGGUUAUAGCCGUGAUUGAUUUCUACAACCAGGCAGUCAAGUUCUUCUGGGAGCAAGCAAAAGGGUUGGAAUUGCAGGACAAAAGAUUGCCAGUGUGGCCUAUUGCUGUCAUAGGCAUCGUGAUUGGUGCAAUCCUAAUUCCAGUGAUUGUUUAUGCUGUGUGCAAGUUUUUCAAAAAGAAAGCUUCUCCUCCUGCACCAUUGAAUGAUGAACAAGCUAGGGUUCCUCUGACCACACCAAGUAAAACAUUUUCAGAAACAAACGGUUCAGUUGUAUCCAAUGGCAACACUCACAGCGUAAUUGACGUUAUAUCAGAUGGUAACGCUCACGGCGAAGUUGAAGUUGUAUCCAAUGGUACCGCUCACAGCGCAUUUGUGGAAGAACGAAGUGCUGACUCUGACAACGCAGAAACUUAGACGGUAUGUGUGAAAGAUCGUAUUGAUCAUAUUGAGAAACAAAUUCUUCGUCCCGGUGGGUGAAUCCAGCGUGUAGCAUCCAAGCUUUACCAACGAUUGGGUCUAAGAACCAAUUUAUCGAAAGAAAUAAGAAACGUUCAUGUUACAAGCGUAGUUUAUGUAGUUUGUAUAAAAAACAACUUACUUAAUGUUGCCAUCAUGUGUUUAACUCAACUAUUCGAAGAAAAUAGACAGCUACCCUAUGCAACCUAGCAUCAGUAUUUCACCUUUGUUUUGCAUGUUAAAACGUUAGAAGUAGAUUUAUCAACAAAAACAUCAUGUGUGAAAUUGAAACUUUAGACAUGUCUUCUCAACUAUCUACUUAGUUUAUCAGUAAGAUACCUCUUUUGCAUAUAAUGUAAAUUCUGGCCCAUUAUUUUGUUUUCCCUAUUCUGAUAACAAUGAUAUAAUUUGCAACUAAUAGCAGCAAACUUAUAUUGUUUGGCAUACGGUUGAUUAAUUUUUCUUCAAGGUUAAUAAAAGUACUAGGCACUAGGUACUUGACACCAGGUUUUACUUUCAAAGAACUAUUUUUUUGAAGUUUUCUUCAGUAAUAUAUUUCCAAUUGAGAUCAUUAAACGGAAACGCUGUUGAAUUGGUAGUUUGUCAUAAUCGCUUUGUUUUGAUAUUGUCUGUGUGCUGUACGUUAAGUGGUAUCAGUAAGAAUUAUGAUGAGAAAUUGAUUCAAAUGUACAUGUUAUUAUGGUAUCUGAAUAUGCAUCUUUCCAAAAUUACUUUUUAUUUUCAAAAUGUCUUUCUUAUUUGUAUAAAGGUUCUAGAAAAGUAUUUUUGGUCAACAUCUUUCUAUGCAACAUUCAAGUACUUGUUGCAAAUAAUGUAGAUGUACAUUUUUUUUAACAAAUGCAUAAAUUAUACCUUUAUAUGUAAGAAAACACAUACUAUAUCAGCAUUAUGUAAGAUCUUGAUGAGUUGCCAUUUAAUACAAAUAAUACUAAAAUGAAUUUUGAUCAAAUGUUUCACUCAUGAAAUAAAGAGUUUGAUGCAUAUUCAAUGCUUUAUCAAAAGCAUUAUGCGUGAAUGUAUGCGUGUUUACAUCAUUAAUUGAGAAGUUUACUUUCCAAUGGUCAUUGUAGAGCAUGAACAAAUAUUCACUGUUUUAUCAAAGGUAGUAAAUGUAGGCAUGUAAACAUAAAAACAGUCUGACAUUACUUAAGCAGUUUUCUUUCUCAACUGAAUUGUUUAUAUCUUGUGUCUUUGUCUUGUCGUUUUAGUAUUGGUUAGUUAAUGUUUUGUUAUAUUCUGUACAUGUUUAUUUAUUACUACUCUUAGGUUUGGUAAAAAAUAGCUACAAUGUUUGUGCAAUGGGCAAUUUUUAACCGAAAAUGGUUAUUUACCAAUCAGAAUCAUUUAGAUGUUCAAACAAAC